UAGAAAGUUUUAACUCGUUAGGCAGAAUAAUAAUUUAGUUUCCUUAAGAUCAGCUCUCAUUUAUUAAUUAAAUUUGGGCACCCAUGGAUUCUCUGGACUUAGUGAGCCCUGACCUGUUCAGGUACAAAAGGAAGAACUUUUUGGUCAGGGACAAAUUGCGACCAAAGGAUCUUGAUGACCUCCAGCAUGUUGAGAUCCGUCCUACGGAUAUCUUCCUCAUCACAUACCCCAAGUCAGGCACAGUGUGGAUGCAGCAGAUCCUGGUCAAGAUCAUGGAGGCUGCACAGCCUGACUGGGUAGAAGAUGCCACCAACAGGGUACGAGUUCCUUGGCUGGAGGAGAGAACUGCAGACCACCCUUUCCGAGAAAGACCAGAUCCUCGGAUCUUUGGGUCACAUCUCCCCCCUGACAUGUUGCCCAAAGGAGUGACGGAUAAACGAGUCAAGGUUGUGUAUGUAUGGAGGAACCCCAAAGAUGUCCUGGUGUCCCUCUAUCAUUUUGCCCAAAGUUGGGUCAUGCUGGACUCACCUAAGAGCUUUGGGGAUUUCUUUCAGCAGUUCCUGGAUGGUAAUGCUUACAUGGGAUCAUGGUUUGAUCAUGUGAGAGAAUAUCAUGCAGCACAAGAUCAACUGGACAUCCUCUGGGUCCAGUAUGAAAGCAUGCUGAAGGACCUCAGAGGGGAAGUUGUGAAGGUUUGUGCUUUCCUGGGAAAAAACUUGACGGAUGAAGCCAUUGAUCAUGUUGUGGAGAUGUCUACCUUCAAAAACAUGAAGGCCGACCCUAAGGCAAACUACAAGGACCUUAUUGAAACCAACCGCUACAAGAAGAAAACCAUGCGCAAAGGUGUAGCAGGUGACUGGAAGAAUUUCUUCACCGUGGCCCAGAACGAACAUUUUGACAAAGUGUUCGAGGAGAGGAUGAGUGACUUGCCUCUGACCUGUGUCUGGGAGAUUAAACAGUAGCUCCUCUUGAACUUGGAUCAGCCUGAAACUGGAGAGUCUCCCUCAACAUGAGCUCACAAUCAAUUAAAACACCUGUCAUACUUGAAUGUAA
Larimichthys crocea (large yellow croaker) is the source of this 1053-nucleotide messenger RNA. Its product is annotated as amine sulfotransferase. Gene Ontology annotation, molecular function: sulfotransferase activity. Lineage: Eukaryota; Metazoa; Chordata; Actinopteri; Sciaenidae. The coding region runs from base 84 to 962 and encodes 292 amino acids. The transcript is spliced from 6 exons. The record is from RefSeq and is a predicted model, not a curated record.